CCGCCCAGCUCAGCAUUUGGCCAAGGCAGCGGUCGGCCCCCUCCCCUCCCUCAGGCUGCUCCCAUAGGCCCGUCCCACUGGCCCCCAGCCCCCAGCCUGCACACCUCCCGGGGAGGGGACCGCCCCAGCCUGCAAGGAAGUGCUCAUUAUGGACAGAGGAGAGUGACGGCCACUCCCACCACGUCUCCAAGCAAGCCUGGUGACCCCUGUCCUGCGGCCGCCUGUCCUAGCAGCCUGGGCUGCAGAUGCCCCGGUAGGCGUCUCUGCAGCCAGAUGUUCUAAGGCUGAGAACGACCGCCGGCACUUCCGCGGAGGGCACGUGCGGGUGCGACGCGUGAUCCAAGGGACCACUGAGUGGGACGAAGGCCACAGACGGGCCCCCCAGUGAGGGGUCCCUGUCCUCGGCAUCUGGAACACGGCCGCUCGGGGAGGAAGUGCCCUCUGCCGGCUGCAGGAUGGAUGGCUGCAGAGGGGAGGGCGUCUGGACGCUGUGCUUCCUGCUACUGCUCCUGGAAGCCGGUUCUGCCACGGAUACCUGGGAGCGGGCAUUGCACGUGAGUCUGGCCGAGAAAGCCCGUGCCGAGGAGGUGGGCGUGCCCGGAGCCCCCCAGGAGCCCCUGGAUGCCCACUGCCCGCCGCCCCCGCAGACGCUGCCCCCAGGCGCCUGCCAAGCAGCGCGCUGCCAGGCCGACUCCGAGUGUCCGCGACACGAACGCUGCUGCUACAAUGGCUGGCGCCACACACGUUCUCAGCUGCCCGAGGAGGGCUCUUCUGACUGUGUCAUGUUAGUUUUAGACUGGCUGGUGCAGCCGAAACCGCGGUGGCUUGGUGGCAAUGGCUGGCUCCUGGACGGCCCUGAGGAGGUGGUGCAAGUAGUGGCCUGCAGCACCACUGAGGACGGGGCGGAGCCACUGCUCUGCCCCACAGGCUACGAGUGCCACAUCCUGAGCCCAGGUGACAUGGCCAAGGGCGUCCCCAACCACGGGCAGUGCGUCAAGCAGCGCCAGCAAGCAGACGGGCAAUUCCUACAGCAAGAAUUUUACAAGGAAUAUCCAGACGGUGACUCCAAGAAUGUGGCAGAACCUGGGAAGGGACAGCAGGGACACUUCCAGUAAGCAGAGGCAGCAGCUCCUGUGCGAGAAGUUCCUCACUCUCCGCUACGAUUUGCAAACAACGGGUGGAAACAUCUGGCCUCGCGAGUGACACUCAGCUCACUCGGGGCUCCUGGAGUCAGGGCGCCUGGCCUCAAUGCCCCCUGGCCUCCUGCUAGUGGGGACUGAGACCGUGGGAGCCACUGCACAGCCCUGUGCCCGGUUCACCGUCCCGGGAGCCAGCCCUGACCUGCCGUGCUGCGACGUCUCUCCCAGGCCGGGAGCUGCCGUGAGCAUUCCGAAAGCCCUCUCCAGGACUGCGUUGUUCUCACAGCUUUCUUCCAGGCCUGACUCUGGGAAGUAUGUGCCAUCCAGGUGUUUUCAAAGUCAAUUCUCGCGUCAUACAUGGAAAUAAACGUCCCUGCUCACGCA
Messenger RNA from Tupaia belangeri chinensis (Chinese tree shrew), 1523 nucleotides. It is a transcript of the gene WFDC1, whose product is annotated as WAP four-disulfide core domain 1. Gene Ontology annotation, cellular component: extracellular region. Bases 456 to 1115 code for a protein of 219 amino acids. Gene Ontology annotation, molecular function: peptidase inhibitor activity. NCBI's taxonomy places the organism in Eukaryota, Metazoa, Chordata, Mammalia, Scandentia, Tupaiidae. The record is from RefSeq and is a predicted model, not a curated record. Gene Ontology annotation, biological process: regulation of cell growth. The transcript has 7 exons.